Messenger RNA from Nezara viridula (southern green stink bug), 447 nucleotides. The record is from the annotation of a GenBank genome assembly. Lineage: Eukaryota; Metazoa; Arthropoda; Insecta; Hemiptera; Pentatomidae.
AUGUCUGCCACGCCAAUUAGUAUCUUCCAGCUUCCAGUUUCCUGCUUAGCGAACGGGCAGUGGGCAGUAGUUGAUCUCAAUUAAGGAUUUUUCUCUAAACCUCAGAAUGCAAAUGGACUUGCAGCAGAAAGGAGCUUUCGCCCAUUUUUCUUGUCAAAUGGCUAUAUAUGGAUGAAAGAUUUCAAGAUCGUAGGAUUGGUCGCAGUGAUCCAAUUAUUAUGCCUCGGAGAUCUCCAGACCUCACAACACUGGAUUAUUAUCUAUGGGGCUGGUUUAAACAUGAAGCAUGUAAACAAUAAAAGGGCCAUCAGGCUAAUGGGCCAGGAAGGAGCUCCAGGUGUGCCAGAGGAGGCAGCCACGUGCCAGGCCCCGAACUCAGCACCUGGUCCCCGAGGGGUAUCCACUCAAUGCUUCGUCCUACCUUCUUAUAACGUUACCUCACUGUAA